AUGACCGCCGCCAACGAGGUCUUCAACCGCGUCAAGAGCGAGAAGAUCGCAGAGCAGACUCUGUGCGCCAUCCGCAACGACCAGCAGCAGUACGAGGGCCUCGCCAAGGAGAUUGUCGGCAAGGCCAUCAAGCAGAAGGAGCGCGAGCGCGCAAACCGCGCCUCGGCCGCCGCAUCCCGCGCAAAGGUCCUCCGCUACCAGACAGAGCUCGAGUCUAGGCUCAACCGCGUCGAGGCAGAGAGGAACGCCUUCCGCAGAGAGGUCGAGGACCUCCGCCACCUCACCGAAACUCCCCGCAAGCUCGGCCUCGACGCCUCACACCUCCCCAAGCUCCAGGACUUGAUUCGCAAAAUGGAGGCCGCUAAUCCCCAGUUUGUCCGCUCCGUCAUCGCUCAGGGCGAGAUGGAUAAGCUUCUCGGCGGCGAGGGCACCGAUACCGCCCCGCUCGAUUUUGAGGAGCACAAGGAAGAAGGCAAUGAUGCAAAGAGACGCCGCUUGUAAUUAUGAGAUUCUAGGAGGAUUCACUCUCUUCUAUGUUAUGUGUAGAUGGGGAAAAGAGGCACGCAAUGUGACCACACGGUGAUGCAGAAACUGAAUUGUAGAGACGCAGACAAGAGAGAGGGGGGGGAGGGAGAGAGAGAGAGAGAGAAAGAGAGAGAGAUGCUGGAGAAUUGAGUCCGGUGAGUGAACACAUGAAUAAAAUAUCAUCCCGUCUAUGUUGUGAGUAA
Chondrus crispus (carragheen) is the source of this 728-nucleotide messenger RNA. RefSeq lists its product as hypothetical. The record is from RefSeq and is a predicted model, not a curated record. Gene Ontology annotation, molecular function: DNA-binding transcription factor activity. Bases 1 to 501 code for a protein of 166 amino acids. NCBI's taxonomy places the organism in Eukaryota, Rhodophyta, Florideophyceae, Gigartinales, Gigartinaceae. Gene Ontology annotation, biological process: regulation of DNA-templated transcription. The transcript is spliced from 2 exons.